Vespa mandarinia (Asian giant hornet) is the source of this 2524-nucleotide messenger RNA. RefSeq names its product Protein interacting with APP tail-1 (gene Pat1). NCBI's taxonomy places the organism in Eukaryota, Metazoa, Arthropoda, Insecta, Hymenoptera, Vespidae. The record is from RefSeq and is a predicted model, not a curated record. Gene Ontology annotation, cellular component: Cul2-RING ubiquitin ligase complex. Gene Ontology annotation, molecular function: ubiquitin-like ligase-substrate adaptor activity; protein binding. Gene Ontology annotation, biological process: proteasome-mediated ubiquitin-dependent protein catabolic process; intracellular protein transport.
AUAAAAAAAAGAGAGACGCGUUUAAUGACGCACUCGUGUAUUAAACGUCAUCCGUGUACGGAGACGUUUUGUCGAGCUGUCAAAUUUAUUCACGACAGCGUGAUUCUGGUUGGUCACAACAUACGACAUAGUAUUUAUCUUCUUUCCUAUGCAUUAUUUUCUGGUAAUCAAACGGAUCACGCAACGUAUAGUUCUAUUGGUGAUAUCGUCGAAGAGAGAGAUACAAGUACAAAGGAUAAGGUCCUGGGAAAAUGGCCGAAGGACGGGAAGAACUAGUGCAAUCGCCAAAAACACUUUAUAAACUGAGCGUCUCCGCGAUUGCAGACAGAUUGCUCGCAUUCAAAAAACAUCUCGUAUAUUUACCUGAGAACGUCGUCUUCGAUAUUUAUUAUCAGUUAUAUCAAGAAAGAAGACUAUGUUUACUAGGAAUGGAACUUGGAGACUUGGAAACAUUUUCCAGGAUGCUCAAUGUCACAAAUCGUCGUGUACAUUUAUUACAGAGCUUUCAGGCCCUUAUGGAUCAUGGGACAAUGGUUGGAAAAGAGUUAGCAAUCAGUUAUGAUCUAUGCUGUAUUCGUGUUAAAAAAAUGCUUGCGGAUCAUGAUAAAGUAAUAAAUGUGGGCUUACGACUUGGCGAAUUUCUUAGCGAUGCUGGCUGGUAUAAAGAAAGUGAACAGGUUUUAUUAGCUUGUAUGAGACUGUCCUUUGUGGAUGAGCGAACCCUUGAAAAUUUAUGUCGUACAUUAAAAUGUAGUUGCAAAUUAUUACGUGCACAAGCAGCAUAUUAUACAUUUCGUGGAGCAGCUGAAACGCACAAAAUUGCUAUGGAUACAAUACAACAACUAAGGUGUGCAGGAUAUACCAGCAAUAAUUAUGCGGCAUUAUAUGGAGAAUUUAGUGUUCUUUUUUUUAAUAGAAGUGAAUAUGAUGAAGCAUAUAAAUGGGGUAUAGAAGCAUUAAAACAAUUAAAUCCAUCAUUGCCGCCACGGGUAAUAAUUGAUGUUUUAAGGCAAGUAGCAAAAUCAUGUGUAGUAAAACGAGAAUUUCGAAAAGCUGGUCUAUUAAUUAGACAAGCAGUUUAUCUUGCAAGAGAAAUUUUUGACACAGGUCAUCCAAAAUAUAGUGAUGUUUUAACAGAUUAUGGAUUUUAUCUAUUAAAUUACGAUUGUAUUGUGAAUAGCGUGUCUGUUUAUAAGGCUGCAUUAGACAUUAAAAAAGCAAUAUUUGGGAAGACUAAUCUCCAUGUUGCAUUAGCACAUGAAGAUUUGGCAUAUGCUUUAUACGUACGAGAAUAUAAUUCGGGGAAAUUUCAAGAAGCAAGUGACCAUGUUGAUAAAGCUAUAGAUAUAAUGGAAAAACUUUUUGCUGGAGUUCAUAUUAUGUUAGCAAGUGCAAAAAGAGUAAAAGCAUUAAUACUUGAAGAAAUAGCUUUAGAUAAUGCCCCAAUGCCUUUAUCAGAGCAGACUUUAUUACAAAAAUCUGAAUGCUUGCAUUUAUCUGCCUUAAAACUUUCACAAACAACAUUUGGUGAAGUUAAUGUACAAACGGCAAAACAUUAUGGCAAUUUGGGUCGUUUAUAUCAAAGUAUGAGAAAGUUUGAGGAAGCAGAAGCAAUGCAUUUAAAAUCUAUAAAUAUAAAGGAAAAAUUAUUAGGACCUGAGGAUUAUGAGGUUGGUUUAAGCGUGGGUCAUUUGGCCUCGUUAUAUAAUUUCCAAAUGAACCGAUACAGAGAUGCAGAAAAACUUUAUUAUCGCAGCAUCGCAAUUAGUUUAAAAUUAUUUGGAGAAAGUUAUAGUGGCUUGGAAUAUGAUUAUCGUGGACUUUUACACGUUUAUACGAAAUUAGAUGAACGUGAUAAAGUUUUAGAGUAUACAGAUAUUUUUAAUCAUUGGAAAGAACUUAGAGAUGAGUAUGCACAAUUAGAAGAUCAGCCUAUUGAUCUUGAAGAACGACCACAGCAAAUUGAGGAAGUAAUUAGAACGUUUUUUCUAUGUGAUACUAUAUAAAAAAAUCAUUUAAUGUUGAUUGAAUUUUCAUUAGUUUAAUUAUCACAUGUUAAUUUAAUUGGUAAGAACCAACUUAUUAUGAUGUAGAUUCAAAAAAAAUUUUCAAAAUUAGCAACUCGUAAGAAUCUCCAUUAAAUAAUUGUAACUCCAUGUAUAGAUCAAUGAUCCACUUCUGUUACUACAAUUACACGAAGAUUUAUUUUAUUUUUUUAAUAUAGACAUAUAAUAGAGCGAUAAACUAGCAUUUUUGUGAAUUAUUGAAUGAAUUAUAUAUGUACUGCAUCAUACAGAAAUAUCCUUAAUUGUUCGAUUAUCCGUUCUUGCACUUCUGCACAUCCUACUAUUAACAUAAUUAGUCCUUAAAUUUAUAGGAGUUCCUGUUAUUGAUUUUAAACAAAUAUAUUUGAUUAUAAGUUUAAACAAUUUUUUUUUUUUUAUUACAAUUUAUUAUUGACUUAAAUAAUUGGUGUAUAAGAUUUGAAUUUAUUGUAAAAUAAAUUUUUUAAUUAUAAUGUUCA